GCGGUCAUCGCGAGUGGAGCGGUUCGCUGUUCUCCGUUCGGUUUCUGCGAAACAUAAAAGUUUAACAUUGAGGUAAUUUACUUGUCGCAUGAUAGUGACUGACCUUCCUGCAUGCACUUUGCGCUGCUCGCUGAUGAGAACGCCUACAUAUUUGUGGAUGUGUGCCCUUAUUUCGUCAGGGCAACAAGCCUCAAUUAAAGAGAAGCCGCUGUGGUGUUUCUACACGCCCCACACACCUAGCAGCAAUGUCACAUAUCAACCGGUGGACAUCCCCGUGGAAUAUUGCAGCGUGGUGGCGUACGCUUAUAUCGGCCUCACGGAUAGCGGGCGCAAUCUCUCCAGCCUUCAUCCCGAAAUUGAUUAUGGCUCAGGAGGGUUCUACAAAUUAAAGGGACUAAAGGAGAAACAAUUGGAUUUGUUGAUUUACCUGGCUAUUGGGGGCUCCGAAACAGAUAGCGCCCUUUUCGGCAUAGCUGUGGAGGAUGCGAGCGUCCGAGCCGAACUAAUCAACAGUAUCGUGCUGUGGCUGAAUUACUUCGACUAUGACGGCGUCGUGUUGCAUAUCGACCAUCCUGAAAGCUAUACGACGACAGAUAAUACAAACGAUUUGAUCAUGGCUAUGGGGAACAUACUGAAAGGACAUCGGAAAGGAUUUUCUGUGAUCCUGCCCCCUGAAGCGAGUCGUCGCAACACCCUUUUUUCCCCGUUCGACUAUGCCGUGAUGCUCGACGUGUAUGUGAUUCAAUGGAGCCAUAACAUUCUGGAAUCGCCCGAUGUUCCUUCUUGUCCCGCGCCUUUGUACGCCGAUGACGGCUUAUCAGUGGCUGGCAUCCUCAAUUCCAUCCUAUCUUCAUACGAUACAAGGAGACUUCAGACUAUGCUGAACAAGUUUAUGUUUACGUUUUCGUUCGCUGGGUUGAAGUAUCAUAUUCAUAAGCCGACGGGAAGGCAUCGCAAGCUCCGUCCCGUAAGGCGAAUGGCGGCCGUGGAUCUGCGCUCUGCAACUACCGUGGCCUACCACGAGAUCUGCGAGAAUGUGGUCAGGCGUCGCUGGAACAGCACAUACAAUGCUGAAUCGGGCUGUAUGGACAGCGGUGAUCUGUCAACGUGGGUGUCGUACCCUGGUCGGCCGCCCCGUUCCAUCCUUAGCCUGAUUGGAGGAGCUGUGGCCUUCGAUUUGCAAAUGGACGAUUUCAUGGGCCUCUGCGGCAGGAAGAACCCGCUUACCAGGACGUUGUAUCACCUGCUUAAUAAAUAACACUGCGUUGGGGAUGUCAUCUUAA
Messenger RNA from Ornithodoros turicata, 1283 nucleotides. Its product is annotated as chitinase-like protein 3. Gene Ontology annotation, molecular function: chitinase activity; chitin binding. Lineage: Eukaryota; Metazoa; Arthropoda; Arachnida; Ixodida; Argasidae. Gene Ontology annotation, cellular component: extracellular region. The transcript has 8 exons. Bases 89 to 1258 code for a protein of 389 amino acids. Gene Ontology annotation, biological process: carbohydrate metabolic process; chitin catabolic process. The record is from RefSeq and is a predicted model, not a curated record.